AUGCCUUCUUAUCCAAAUUCACAAACUUCAGAACAACCUUCUUUUCCCCCAUCACCAAAUUUAAUGACCAUGAAUCAAUCUCAGUAUAUGUGGUCAAUGCCGCCUCAAUAUGGCAUUCUGAAUGCAUUUGGGAUGCCUUAUCAACAAGGAAAUUUUAUGCCGACUGGAUUCUCUAGUAGCUCCAUUGAAGUCCCAAGACCUUCCAUGAUCCCGGAGGUUGAAGGACUCGACAACAUUUGCCUCGAUACAGAUUCAGACAAAGCCAAAGAAGUUGAGCCUAAAAGACGGGGUAAAGCGACAGCAAUACCGUGGACACAUGAAGAGGACGUUUUACUAUGUCGAGCUUUCUGUACCAUCUCAAGUGAUCCGGUCAUUGGCGCUCAACAAACGUCCGAAGGCUUUUGGAGGCGAAUUAUACAGUAUUAUAAUGAAGCUGGUGAAGCACGAAACCUCAUUCAGAGAACCAUGGAGUCAGCAAAAUCUCAUUUUUAUGCUUUCCAUGGAGACUGUCUCAAAUUUAAUGCGUCAAUAAACAGGUUUUGGGCUGAUCAAAGAAGUGGUGAAAAUGAUGCAAUUGUUUUGCAGAAUGCACUAAUGGAGUGGAAUAACGAGGGGAAAAAGAAAGGGGGCUUUAAAUGGCUUCAUUGCUGGGAGGUAUUGAAAAAUAAUGCCAAAUUUGAUGGGGCAUAUCAGACAUCCCGAGGAGGAAAGAAAGCUAGAAUAUAUGAUACUGGAGAUCACACUUCUGGCUCUGGGAAAGAUGUCGAGCCUAGUGGUGAUGGUGAGGACAGAUAUGUACGUCGACCAAUUGGCUAA
Striga hermonthica is the source of this 816-nucleotide messenger RNA. NCBI's taxonomy places the organism in Eukaryota, Viridiplantae, Streptophyta, Magnoliopsida, Lamiales, Orobanchaceae. The record is from the annotation of a GenBank genome assembly.